Messenger RNA from Eubalaena glacialis (North Atlantic right whale), 5083 nucleotides. It is a transcript of the gene LRCH1, whose product is annotated as leucine rich repeats and calponin homology domain containing 1. Bases 768 to 2855 code for a protein of 695 amino acids. The record is from RefSeq and is a predicted model, not a curated record. NCBI's taxonomy places the organism in Eukaryota, Metazoa, Chordata, Mammalia, Artiodactyla, Balaenidae. Gene Ontology annotation, molecular function: protein binding. The transcript is spliced from 19 exons.
GCUCUACUUUCAAACCCAGCUCCGCCUCUGACUGCAUGGGUGAACUCAGACGAGUUUCUUAACUUCCUCUGUGGCCUGGGGGAAACAAUUUUUCCGCUCACGGGGUCUCUGGAUUAAUGAGAUCACGCAUGCAGACCACCUGGACCAGCGACUGGCUCGUCGUAGGUGCCCAAAUGCCAGGGGUCGUCUGUUGGCCCUGACCCCACAGUGAAAAACUGCCUUUCGGGGAACUCUGGGUCAAAGAACCAGAAUAAUUUGCAAAAUUGAGAUAACCUCUCACCUCCCCGUGAUCUCACGGCGUCCAGCCCCCCACGUCCCCGGAUAGCCGGGCCGAGCGCGGGGAAGCAGCAGGGCCAGCGCGUGCGGGCGGCGGAGGAAGACGCGGGGUUGGACAGACGGCUCUCGGUAGGAGGAGGAGAGAGCAGGCGGCGGAGGAGGGGAGAGCAAGCGGCGGAGGAGGGGAGAGCCGCCUAGAGGAGGGAGCAGAGGCGGGAGGAGACACAUGCGCGCUGCCUGCCGCCGCCGCCGCCGCCACCGUCCUGAGCUUGCCAGGGACAGGAAAGCUUCGAGACCGAGCUGCCACCGCCGCCUCCGCUUCUGCCUCCCCACCCCCAUUCUGCGCGCCUCCCACACCCUCUUCCCCUUCUUCCAGCAUCUCUCGGUGGAGCACUGCAGGAACUCGGCCCGGGCUGCCGUCUCCCCGACCCGGGGGAAAGCUGUGACCCCCCCGCAGGAGCGGCGGGGCGGGGUGGGGGGCCCGGGAGAAGAUGGCGACGCCGGGAAGCGAACCCCAACCUUUCGUCCCUGCCCUGUCAGUGGCUACUCUGCACCCCCAUCAUCAUCCCCCCCACCACCACCAUCAGCACCACGGAGGAGCCGGAGCCAGCGGCGGGGCCGGAGGAGGCGGCGGCGGCGGCGGCGGGGGCUUCAACCUGCCCUUGAACCGGGGGCUGGAGCGCGCGCUGGAGGAAGCGGCCAACUCCGGGGGGUUGAACCUCAGUGCUAGGAAACUGAAGGAAUUUCCCAGGACGGCGGCCCCCGCGCACGACCUCUCGGACACGGUGCAGGCAGAUUUAUCUAAAAACAGACUGGUUGAAGUUCCAAUGGAAUUGUGCCAUUUUGUAUCACUGGAAAUUCUUAAUCUGUAUCAUAAUUGUAUCAGAGUCAUUCCAGAGGCCAUCAUUAAUCUGCAGAUGCUGACUUACUUAAAUUUAAGUCGGAAUCAGCUGUCCGCCCUGCCGGCCUGCCUGUGUGGUCUGCCUCUCAAAGUCUUAAUUGCAAGUAACAACAAACUUGGAUCGCUGCCUGAAGAGAUAGGUCAGCUCAAACAGUUAAUGGAGUUGGACGUCAGCUGCAACGAGAUCACAGCCUUGCCUCAGCAGAUAGGGCAAUUGAAAUCCCUACGAGAACUGAAUGUCAGAAGAAAUUACCUUAAAGUUUUACCACAAGAACUAGUAGAUCUUCCCUUGGUAAAGUUUGACUUUUCCUGCAAUAAAGUGCUCGUGAUUCCCAUUUGUUUUAGAGAGAUGAAGCAGCUGCAAGUAUUACUGCUUGAGAAUAACCCUUUGCAGUCUCCUCCAGCACAGAUUUGCACCAAGGGCAAAGUGCACAUAUUUAAGUAUCUGAGCAUCCAAGCAUGCCAGAUUAAGACAACCGACUCCCUUUAUCUCCACACCAUGGAGAGGCCACAUUUACACCAGCACGUGGAAGACAGCAAGAAGGAUUCUGACUCGGGCGUUGGGAGUGAUAAUGGAGACAAGCGAUUAUCUGCCACAGAGCCUUCUGAUGAAGACACCGUUAGCCUCAAUGUGCCAAUGUCAAAUAUCAUGGAAGAAGAACAGGUCAAGGAGGACUCCUGCCAUCGCCUUAGUCCAGUUAAAGGGGAAUUUCAUCAGGAAUUUCAACCAGCGCCUUCCCUUGUGAGUGACAAUGAGAACUCAGGAGAAGAAAGAGACCAAUUUUCCCAUGGAACAGACGUUCUCCAUUCGGAAUUUAUAAACUAUAUUAAGGAAAGGACUGAGGCCUGUGAAGAACUGUUACGGAUAGAAGAGGACACGCACUGGCCAUCCGAGGGGAUAAUAAGUUCAUCCAAAGACCAGGACAUGAAUAUAGCAAUGAUUGAACAGCUGAGAGAAGCAGUGGAUUUGCUGCAAGAUCCCAACAGAUUAAGCACAGAUAUUACAGAGAGAAGUGUUGUAAACUUUUACCCUGUGGACUCAGCAGAAGACUUAGAAUUACAAGACUCUGCACUAAAUGGUCAAAUACAGUUGGAGACAUCUCCAGAAUGUGAGGUUCAAAAUGAUCUAACAUUACAGAGUAAUGGGAGCGAGUAUUCUCCCAAUGAGAUGAGAGAGAACUCCCCUGCCAUCUCUCCUACCAACGCCAGCACAGCUCUGUUUGGCCUGAAGCCUCGAUCAGUGUUUCUUAGACCACAGAGAAAUUUGGAAUCUAUAGACCCACAGUUUACAAUUCGGCGGAAAAUGGAACAGUUGAGAGAAGAAAAAGAACUGGUGGAACAGCUCAGAGAGAGCAUCGAGAUGAGACUCAAGGUCAGCCUGCACGAAGACCUGGGGGCUGCCCUCAUGGAUGGCGUCGUCCUCUGCCAUCUAGUCAACCACAUUCGCCCGCGAUCCGUCGCAAGCAUCCAUGUCCCCUCACCAGCAGUCCCUAAACUUAGCAUGGCCAAAUGCAGAAGAAACGUGGAAAACUUUUUGGAAGCAUGCCGAAAAUUAGGAGUACCAGAGGAAAAACUGUGUCUGCCCCAUCACAUCCUUGAAGAGAAAGGCCUGGUCAAAGUGGGCAUCACCGUUCAAGCAUUGCUAGAUGUAACUGUAACAAAGGCUCUAUUCACAUGAGACCAACUCCUGUCCUUUGGGUCGUGGCUCAGACGCUUUUCCGGUCAGAGAUCCUAAACUCUCCUCUCAGCACCUGCCCCCUCCAACCUCCCACUCACUGCUUGUCAGUUCCCCGACUCUAGUUGAAUUGACGGGAGGACACAAAAGAAGAUUUUCUACCUUUCAUAACUGACUCUGACAUUAAGACCUGACAGGUAUUUGCCUAAAACCCCGUGAGGGAGCUGGUUGUGAAGGACCAAGAAGCUCAUCAAUGCCUUCUACAACCUCCUUCGUCCCUUCCAUGCUCACCCACUGCCAUUACCAAAACACCAAGCACAACCGUUUCGCAGCAAGAUGCAUUUGUUUUAUUAAAACCAAACGCGAUGUGUAUUUUGGGGGGGGGUGGGGAGGGGAACAUGCAGUCAGGUUUUUUGCCACCAAAUUUUUCAAGAAGUUUCUUGAGACCAUUGCCUUUUAAAAAAACUAUUUUCGACAUACAAAAUAUUUAUAUAAAUAUUAUUUAUUAGUGAGUUGUUAUUCAUCCUUUGGAUGCAAAUUGUAAAUUAGGAAACUAUUUUAUUACUGCUUUUUUGUGGUUAAACAUUUUAUUUUAAUAUUAUAAAUAUUGAGUUAUUUUCUAUCCUCUUUGGUGUGCAAGUAGUUCUAGGUCUCCAUAGUCAUGUUUUCUGGUGUAUAUGACUCAAAAAAAAAAAAUUUUAAGCAAAAAGCAGGUGCUUCUGUGACAAGAACUAUUUUCUGGGGAGGCAUUAUUUAUACUUUGGUUUCUGGAACAUUGGUCUUAUUUAUAUUUCUGCAUUCCAUCCAGCUUCCUACAUUCCAGCAGCCCUGUUGUCCCCUGAUAUAAUGAGCUGACAGAAAUCAAGAGAGCGCCCCAAAGUUGUUUGUAAAUAGCUGUGAUGGAAAAAAAAAAAAGACAUUAAACUUGAAGAUAAAAUGUGAACAAUUUUUUUUUUGGGUUCAUACUUAUUUUGCUAUGCACAAAACAUUCACGUUUUAACACGAAGAAGUAACAAGUGUUGGCAUCGUGUGUCUUGUAGUGUAAUUUUGCACUGUAACUUGGGUAAUUAAAAGUCUAGCACCAAAGGUAGAUAAUAAGGAAGUGGUAUAGGAAAGUGGAGAUGAGAAAAAGGUUAUCGUUUAACCAAAAAGUUUUUUAAGGGCAGCUUCGGCGGAGAGUGAUCAAGAAUUAACUGAAGGCGUAUAGGACCUGGAUCAGGAAACCAGCACUUUCUGCGGCUGCCUGUUUUAAAAGAGGAAACUAUUUUGAGAUGUAGACGUGCUUAUUUUAUGGCAGCUUAGUUGGUGGCUUUCAAAGUAGUCCGUCAAACACGGCAAGAUUCACAGCCUCUGGUGUGAAACCGCAGAAGUGAGUCAGUAAAUUGGUGGAGUAGAUGCAUGCAAGAACAAGGCGGGCUCAGGAGAAGGUGAAGUAAGUAGCGUUUGUGAGGCUGAGUGGCCCAGGAGGGAGCAAGUUCAAAGAAAGCAAUGACUAGGGAAAACCCAGCUAAGGAAAGGCGUCCGUGUUGGUCUGAGAGAGUCACAUAAGACUUUACAGACACACAACCUAUUUUAGGCAGUUACGUGCAUGUGCACUCGCCCUGCAGUUACGGACAGCCCAGUAAUUCGUCUUUCAAAAUCUUGCGAAUGCUGACUGCAUCGUCACCUCUGUGAAAAGCCAUUGUAAGUUUUUAGAGCAGCAGCCACAAGUUAUAAGCCAAAUAUAAAGGCGAACACAAAAGAAAAGACACCAGGAGGACAGUAUGCAUUGAAAUUGAACAUAGACUUACAUCAGCCAACGCCAAGGCUGCCCUCCGGUCUAGGCAAGGAGGGAGGGGUUACUGAAAAUAGUCGUUUGGAUUGGCAGCUAGCAGUUACUUCGUAUCAAAUGUACUGUGCACUUUAACCGAGUUUAAAAUAUAUUUUAAUAUUUUUCUGUACUGCACAAAUACCUGUUUUGUCCAAUAGCAUGAUGUAAAAAAGAAAACACUUUGAACAAAGAGCGUAUUCAGUGUAAGCGACAGUCAAAGGUUGAUUAUAGAAAUAGGAAUUUAGAUGACUGCACCUUUAUGGGCAUUGAGAAUGCAGGGUCCUGAAAUAUUUUUUUUUUACAUGUAUAUAUGGCAACAUGAAGCUCUGUAAUCCUUGUUUUGAGAGACUUCUUUUCAAAAUUAAAAUAUUUCUUUUGAUAUUCAUUUUCAGUAUUUUCUUGCGGUUGGCUGUGUAAUGUG